UGUUUAUUUGUCAAUCUCAGUCUCUAAAAGGCAUGCAGAACUUCAGAGCAUCCGGAGACUAUGACAACGACUGUAGUGCCCCUUUAACUGCACUGUGUACACAGCCAGAGCAGGUCAUCAAAGGUGGCACCAACAUCGUUCAGUGUCAUAUUCUCAAUGAUAAGAGGCACAUACUUACCAAAGACUCCAAUAACAGUGUGGCAUUCUGGGAUGUCCUCAAGGCAUGUAAGGGGGAAGACCUGGGUAAAGUGGACUUUGAUGAAGAAAUUAAAAAGAGGUUCAAGAUGGUCUAUGUGCCGAACUGGUUUUCUGUCGAUCUCAAGACAGGGAUGCUGACUAUCACGCUGGAUGAAAGUGAUUGUUUUGCGGCAUGGGUGGCAGCUAAAGAUGCUUGUUUUACAAGCCCAGACGGCUCUGAUCCAAAGUUGAACCUGGGUGGGCUGCUCCUGCAGGCGCUGUUAGAGUUCUGGCCCAGAACUCAUAUAAACCCAAUGGAAGAAGAGGAAAUCGAACUCAACCAUGUGAACGGUGAACAGGAGAGCCGAAUUCAAAAGGGCAACGGCUACUUCCAGGUUCCUCCACACACUCCUGUCAUCUUUGGUGAAGCAGGAGGAAGAACGUUGUUUAGGUUACUGUGCCGCGAUUCUGGAGGAGAGACAGAGUCCACAUUACUGAAUGAAACUGUGCCUCAAUGGGUUAUUGAUAUCACUGUAGAUAAAAACAUGCCAAAAUUCAACAAGCUCCCGUUCUACCUCCAACCGCAUUCAUCGUCUGGGGCCAAAACACUCAAAAAGGACCGUUUGUCCGCUAGCGACAUGCUGCAGGUUCGGAAAGUGAUGGAACACGUCUACGAGAAGAUCAUCAACCUCGACACUGAGUCACAGACCACCAGCUCCUCAGCCAAUGACAAACCAGGAGAGCAGGAGAAAGAGGAAGACGUGGCGGUGAUGGCCGAAGAGAAGAUUGAGCUCAUGUGUUUAGAUCAGCUUUUGGAUCCAAACAUGGACCUCAGGACUGUAAAGCAUUUCAUCUGGAAGAGCGGUGGAGACCUGACCGUUCAUUAUAGACAGAAAGCCACGUGAGAAAUCCCCCUGACCCCUGCAUAGACCCUAAUCUCCUUCAACCCGCAUCGCUUUGACUUCCAGAAGAAGCAUCCCAGAAUGCCCUGCUGUUCUCAGGUCUGAUGGUCACCCAGGAGGAAUGUUUUUUUCUCUUUUCAUAAGAGCAAGCAGAAAGAUCUGAGCGACAGUUGAAGGAUAAAGACUGACUGCUGAUUGAGACAUUCUGUGAUCUACGACUUCAAAUUUUUGUCUGCCUUUAUUUCAUUGAUUUUUCUUCCCUGUGUAUAUAUAUAUAUAUAUAUAUUACUGUUGUGUUUAGCGACGUGUCUUGUCCAGCUUAACAUGAGUCAUGAUGAUGAUGAUGAUGAUGAUGCACACGAGUACUUCCAUUCUCAGACAUUCCAGAGACGUUUCAACUAGACCAGAUCCAAAAUCAGUUGCUCUUUGAAGCUCCCUAUUUUGCUUUCUUCCAAGUAAACAAUGUAUCUUUAUAUUCGAGAUUUAAUGUUAAACUUAAUUUAUUUGAAGCUAUUUUUGUAUCAGAAAUCUACAUUGUCCAAUGUGGAACAAGAAGUGCUGUUUCAGCCAGGCUGAUUUGAAUGCAUAGUUGCAAUUGACUGCAUACGUGUGCGAGACACUUUCCAAAUGUAUAGUUCUCUUCAGUUUGUUAGUUGAUUUCUGUGGAUCUGUGCACAUGACAGUGUUGCAAUCACCUUACCACAACUUCU
Messenger RNA from Sinocyclocheilus grahami, 1789 nucleotides. RefSeq names its product WD repeat-containing protein 48-like. The record is from RefSeq and is a predicted model, not a curated record. The transcript has 10 exons. Gene Ontology annotation, biological process: double-strand break repair via homologous recombination. Gene Ontology annotation, molecular function: ubiquitin binding. NCBI's taxonomy places the organism in Eukaryota, Metazoa, Chordata, Actinopteri, Cypriniformes, Cyprinidae. Bases 33 to 1082 code for a protein of 349 amino acids.